Molecule: messenger RNA, 4553 nt
Organism: Tympanuchus pallidicinctus (lesser prairie-chicken)
Lineage: Eukaryota; Metazoa; Chordata; Aves; Galliformes; Phasianidae
Gene: SERTAD2
Product: SERTA domain containing 2
Exons: 1
Coding region: 5-955 (316 amino acids)
Cellular component (GO): nucleus
Molecular function (GO): transcription regulator activity
Source: RefSeq, a predicted model, not a curated record
AUAUAUGUUGGGGAAAGGAGGAAAGCGGAAGUUUGACGAGCAUGAAGAUGGGUUGGAAGGCAAAGUGGUGUCUCCUACUGACGGUCCCUCUAAGGUGUCGUACACCUUACAGCGUCAGACUAUCUUCAACAUUUCCCUUAUGAAACUUUAUAACCACAGGCCAUUAACCGAGCCAAGCUUGCAAAAGACAGUUUUAAUUAACAACAUGCUGAGGCGAAUCCAGGAAGAACUCAAACAAGAAGGCAGCUUGAGGCCCGUGUUUGUGACCGCGUCGCAGCCCGCCGACCCUCUCAGCGACAACUUCCGCGAGGCCCAGCCGGCCUUCAGCCACCUCGCCUCCCCGUCCCUGCUCCCCACUGACUUGGUAAGCACUACGCCCCUGGAGUCCUGCCUCACCCCGGCCUCUUUGCUCGAGGACGACACUUUUUGCACUUCCCCGACCGUCCAGCACGACGGUCCGACGAAACUACCACCUCCUGCUCUCCAGCCAGUCAAGGACAGCUUCUCCUCAGCCUUGGAUGAAAUCGAGGAGCUCUGUCCCGCACCUACCUCCGCAGAGGCAGUAGCAGUAGCAGCCGAAUCAGCCGCCGGUGACUCCAAAGCCCACCCCUGCGAGUCCAGCGUUCCCAAGCCCGAGGGCGUCGCGGAGAGCAGAACGGCCGAGUCCAAACUCAUGGAGCCGCUCCCUGGCAACUUCGAGAUCACGACUUCCACAGGUUUCCUCACAGACUUGACCCUGGAUGACAUUCUGUUCGCUGACAUUGACACGUCCAUGUAUGAUUUUGACCCCUGCACGUCGGCCGCGGGGGCUGCCUCCAAAAUGGCGCCCGUCUCGGCGGACGAGCUCCUAAAGACGCUGGCGCCGUACAGCAGCCAGCCAGUAACUCCAAAUCAGCCUUUCAAAAUGGACCUCACAGAACUGGAUCACAUCAUGGAGGUGCUUGUUGGGUCUUAAAGCGUAGAAAUAGAGCAGCUCUCUCUCUCUCUCUCUUUUUAUUUUAUGUUUUUCGUUUAAGUACCAGUAUAUACACUCGGUAGUAUUUCCAUCGUCCCUCCCACCCGAUUCACAGCACUGUGCAUGCGUCCUUGCUUGCCUUUUUGGAAAAGAAAAGGAUCACACUAGUUUUUGCUUCAAGCAGAGUUGGAGUGCCUUCAUCCAUGUACGACCACUUCUAAUGUAUUUUUUUCCAAGUGGUUCCUCAAGGAAGACCGAAUAUCCGGUAGAGGAAAGAAUACGUAUUGUAGACAAUGUUGUGUUAUUACAGAAAAAAAAAAAAGAAAUUGUACAAGCUAAGCACAAGGAUUAUGUUGGGGAAAGCUGUAAAUUGCAUGUGCAUAUUUGUCUAUUUUUUCUAUAAGUUUUAUUGCGAGAGGUUAAAAAAAAAAACAAAAGAAUUAUUAUUUAGAUAAUCUCAAUACCAUUUUAGCCCUGUAGAGGUUGACUCAGCAAUUCAGCCUUUUGGAGGCAUUAACCCGCUCCUCUUUAAGUGUUGCAUUUACAUGGCUGUUCAGAAACUGCUGCCCAAAUUUAUUUUAUAUUUUUGUACAGAUUCUGCAGUUUAUGAUAUUGUUUUUUCUAAAAACAAAUGCUGUUUAUACACACGGAAAAAAAAAAAAAUAGCUAUUUUGAUAGGAUUUGCUCACAUAGUUCCUGCAUAAUUCAGAUGUACAAGAACCACUUGUACUUUUAUACAGAGUUGUAACGUUUUAUAUGUGUAUGGUGCAAAGAGAAAAUUAGAUCAAAUAAGCCUGCGGUCGGUUUCCCUGAAUGCAAACAAAACAAACCAAGUGCUUUAAGAAAGGGCUGGCAGCUGCUUCUGCAGGAGCCCCGCCAGCGUCCGCUCCCUGCUGCACCCACUGCGCACUACUGUGAUCCCCCAACUCAGAGCCAUGUCCUCGUCCAACACGGAGCGGUCGGCAGGAACCAGCUGUGGAACUGCACCCGGCGGUGCUGCUCUCCUUCCCCCCUUGGCUCCGGAGGGGUCGGUGCCGCCGCUCCGUGCCAGCAGCACCCGCGGGCCCUUUCUUGGAGCACCUCUCCUUUCCUCGCCCCACCUCACUGUGCUAAGUGCUGAAAAAGGCAACUUCAGUAUUACUGCAGUGAAGCUCAUCUCUUACCUGCACUGGACGGACUCGCUUUCGUAUCCAUUGCUGUUGAAACUGGAGCCAGUCGCGUUACAUCGCUCGGCAUCUCGUAUAGGGUUGGUUUCUCGUAUCGACUGCGUUACCUGCUUUACACUUUAUAGACCUGUUUUACAACAAAUAGACACAGCUUUCUAUGCAUGGUCCCGACCCCCCGGCACACCUGACAAGUCUUCUCAUUACCGCACCGAUUGCAUUCUCUGGGUUCGUCGUGGUGUACAUUUAAUUUAAAGACAAAACGUUUGCAAUGUAUCAUGCCUGUUGCUGAAGUCGCUGUGGCAUUUUAGUUUUCUGAUGGUACUUUAGCUGUUGAGCGCCGGUUACAACCUAUAUUGUUGACAUGCCUAUGGCUUCUUUAGGAAUAACUUUUAUAUUUAUUUAAGAAAUUUUAAAUUAUGUUUGACGUCAUUUGGCAAUAUUCAGUCAGCUCUGCUCCCUUCCUGUCAUGGAUGAAAUUGGGUCUCGCUCGCCUCGGAAGGAGGCGGCUUUCUAUAAAUUGGCACUUUAAACCAGGCCACGUGUAUUUAUUAGCGUAGAGAUAGGUAGCUAGAGCAUAGAUCUGCACGCAGACAGCGUAGAGGCAAACGCGUUUUGCAAUGAAGGAACUCCUGACGGAAGCAAAAGGCACCGCGUCCGAUCACCGGCCGCCCCUGCGUUCCUCCGCCUGCGGAGCGGGGCCGCGGGCAGCUGGCCUGAGGAGGGUUUGCUUUCCUUUAUUUCCGAACCAAACUCAGCGAUGCUGACGGAUCCGGCGGACUCGACACGUAGGUGAUCGCUUCCACCGCAGGUGCUGAGCAAGCACAGCGCAGGGACCACGGCAGCAGGAGGGCCCUCGCCCAGCUGCAGCCCCCCGUAGCAGCUCAGCCCCUCUCAGAGCAGCGCUGGGGACGCAGCGGUGCCCGCUGCACAGACCUGGAGGCACGCAGCACCAGCAGCCAUCUCACCCCACGACGCGCCUCGCGCUCGCAUCACCGUGGUGAAAAACCACUUGGGAGCACGCCGGAGCUGCCCUUGUUUUUUGGGGGUUAUUUACACGGCCAAACAAACACCAUAUGUUAGGCAGAAGUUCGCAUAGAUGCUGUUUGGGGAGCGCUGUGCCGUUGCUCAGGCGCAGCUCGCUGCAGUUUUGUGCUCAGAAGAGGGGAUGAGCACCAACUACACCUCACCCCGCACAAGGCAGCACUGCAGCCCAGGUCCCAACAAGCAGGAGCCCUGUGCCAGGCACGGAGAGUGACAUUAAUGUGCAAUGAAGUGACAAGAGGGGAGCAGAAUAAAAGAGCUUUGGAUUUGAAGUUUCUUUUUUUUUUUUUUUUCUUUUUUUUUUUUUCAUAAAUUAUUUAUUCUUUUUUUUUUUUUUCCUUCCUUCUGUAAAUAUAUUUAUUUUAUUGUGAAGCUAACAACAUCUGGAUUGUAACAUGUACAGAAUGUAUGGUAGGAAUGUAUUCUCUUGUAGGAAUGUAAAUCUGUAUGAACAAGGGUAUGGGAGCCAGAUUCAGAGCAAACCAAUGGAGUUGCAGGCAGGACAGGGAUGGGUCACAGGACAUUUUUUUCCCCCCCUCACUCUUUCUAAUAUGGGUCCGGUUGCUGGAAAUCUGCAAGACAAAACAAAACAAAACACUGUAAGAAGAAAUUUGGACUUCAGGAGAGGUUUUUUUUUCUUUCCUCCCCUCUCAGUGCUGCAUGAUAACAGCCUGGGUUGGUGAACACCAAUGUGACGAAGGCACAGCUGGCUGUUGGGGCAGUUACAGUGAGCAGCCCCGGCCCAUCGCACAGGCAUUCGCUGCCCUGGCACACGGUGAGCUGGCACCAGGGGCAGCUGCUUGGGUUCCCCCCACCCCAUCAGGUUUUGGUAUCCUGCUUCUGUGCAAGUUGCUUUCAGUGCUUCUGUUCAUUAACAAGACUGAACGUUUUUCAAUAAAUUCGUUUUUUUGGGGGUUUCUUUUUAAGCACUUUUUCUUUUCCUGAAAAAAAAAAAAAAAAAAAAAUUAAAAAAAAAAAACCCAACCAAACCUAAUGCAAUUCUGGAUCCUCUUACAAUACAAUCGCUGAUACAACCCCCUUCAACUCCCACCUGAUGCAUACAGGCGUCCGUAAAGGCCAAGAUUCUGGAAAAGGUGUAAAUAGUGUGACAUGUUCAAUGCAUGGGUGUUUGAACAGGGCUUGUUAGUGUCGAAUAAAAAAAGAAAAAGACAAAAAAAAAAGAAAAAAAGGCUGUACUUCCCCUUCCCCCUCCCACAGACCUUAGAGCUGUGCCUUUUCUAUGCAAUAUUACAGACAUAUACAUCUGAAACCAGAUUACUGUAUUCACAUGUAGGUAUGGGCUGUAAUCAAAAACAAUUGGACAAACGUACAUGGAAAUGAGCAGUCUUACUUUUGUAGUUUUAUAUUAUACAAUAAACGAUUAAAAUAAA